ACCAAGUCACGUGAAUAUCUUCCAAAUCUCUGCUUCCACUCCUUCCUGACUCUUCUUUAAAAGUGUUCCAGCUUCAUUAGCCCCUUUUUGAUGCUCCCCCAUUAUCCCUUUCUGUCUCUCUUCAUCAUCUCUCAGACAUCUUCUUCUAACUUUGCUGGAGGAGCUCUCUCUCUCUCUCUCUCUCUCCAUGACUCCAACUUACUUAAAUUCAUCUUCUUCUCCUUUUCCUGUGUCCUUUAGUGAAGAUCAGAAGCAGCAUCAACUCCACAGUAGUGCAAAGACUCAAGCUUCUUCUGUCGGAACUUCAUCUUCUUCUCUCUUGACUCAUGUUUUCACCAACUCAAUUCAAGAUCAAGGAGGAUGUUAUCAUAAGGAAGAAGUACAUCAACUAAAAUAUCAACAACAGGCUAAUAAUUUUGCUUCUCAAGACGGAUUGCAUGAUCAUGCUAUUCCCAAAAGUGUGAGUGAUCAUGGCUUAAAAUCAUCCUUAUGGAAGAAACAAGAUAUUGAACACGAAGUCCAUAGUGAUCAGAAUGGUUCAGCUAAGUCGAAGUCUUCGAAGACGAGGGUGAUGCUUAAGAUGAAGUUCGAAGAUCAAAAACAACCUUCUUCUCCUUUGGAAACAUAUAACAGCAACAAUAGUUUCUCUAGCAACAUAAGCAACCCAAGUAGGGUUUGCGCCGAUUGCAACACUACUAAGACCCCUCUUUGGAGAAGUGGACCUAGAGGGCCUAAGUCACUUUGCAACGCAUGUGGAAUCCGGCAAAGGAAGGCGCGGAGGGCAAUGGCAGCGGCAGCAGCAAAUGGUGCAACUCUUGCAGCUGAGACUUCAACAAUGAAGAUUACUAAGGUGCAACACAAACACCAGAAAAGGUCCAAACUUGCCACCAAAUCUCAUGGGAGAAAGAAGCUUUGCUUUGAGGACUUCUUGAUCAGUUUGAGUAAGAACUUGGCUUUUCACCGGAUUUUCCCGCAAGACGAGAAGGAAGCUGCCAUCCUGCUAAUGGCUCUAUCUUGUGGUCUUGUUCGUGGUUGAGUUUUUUUUAUAGUUUUUUGUUGGUUUAUCUAAAGUAGGACCGCAGCAUAUUUGUGUGACAGUUCAGAGAGAGAGAGAGAGAGAGAGGAUCAAUUUGAUCAAAUCAUGUGAGCAACAAAAAAUUCAAUAAAAAACAGAAAUGAAUUUGUGCUGUGAUC
Molecule: messenger RNA, 1194 nt
Organism: Camellia sinensis
Lineage: Eukaryota; Viridiplantae; Streptophyta; Magnoliopsida; Ericales; Theaceae
Biological process (GO): regulation of DNA-templated transcription
Molecular function (GO): zinc ion binding; sequence-specific DNA binding
Source: RefSeq, a predicted model, not a curated record